Lichtheimia ornata is the source of this 1695-nucleotide messenger RNA. RefSeq names its product CTP synthase. Gene Ontology annotation, cellular component: cytoophidium; cytoplasm. Gene Ontology annotation, biological process: CTP biosynthetic process; pyrimidine nucleobase biosynthetic process. Gene Ontology annotation, molecular function: CTP synthase activity; identical protein binding. NCBI's taxonomy places the organism in Eukaryota, Fungi, Mucoromycota, Mucoromycetes, Mucorales, Lichtheimiaceae. The coding region runs from base 1 to 1695 and encodes 564 amino acids. The record is from RefSeq and is a predicted model, not a curated record. The transcript has 3 exons.
AUGACCAAAUACAUUGUCGUCUCUGGUGGCGUGAUCUCCGGUGUUGGAAAAGGUGUCAUUGCUUCAAGUACAGGCACAUUGCUCAAGAGCUUGGGUUUACGUGUCACCGCCAUCAAGAUCGACCCUUACCUCAACAUUGACGCUGGUCUCAUGAGUCCACUUGAUCAUGGCGAGGUGUUUGUUCUUAAUGAUGGUGGCGAGGUGGACUUGGACUUGGGCAACUAUGAACGCUUUCUCGACGUUGAAUUGAGCCGUAUCAACAAUAUUACCACUGGCAAGAUCUAUAGUCAAGUGAUUGAAAAGGAACGUCGUGGUGAUUAUCUUGGCAAGACCGUUCAAGUGGUUCCUCAUAUCACUGAAGCUAUUCAAAAUUGGGUGGAACAAGUGGCUGCUAUGCCUAUUGAUGAUUCGGGUGAACAGCCUGAUGUCUGCAUUAUCGAGCUUGGUGGUACCGUGGGUGAUAUUGAAUCUGCUCCUUUCAUUGAAGCCAUGCGUCAAUUUCAAUUCCGUGUCGGCCAAGACAACUUUUGCUUGAUCCACGUCUCGUUGGUCCCUGUCGUUGGCUCUGUGGGUGAACAAAAGACGAAGCCUACUCAAAUGAGUGUUCGUGAUCUUCGUGGCGCUGGUCUAAGCCCUGAUCUCAUUGCCGUUCGCUCAACCAAACCAUUGGAAGAAUCUGUGCGUGGCAAGAUUUCAAUGUUUUGUCAUGUUGCUCCUGAACAAGUGCUCACAGUCCAUGACGUAUCAUCCGUUUACCAUGUCCCAGUCCUUAUGCGUGAUCGUGGUGUCAUUGAUUUCUUUCGUCGGCGUCUUGCAUUGGACAACUUGUGUAUUCCAACCGAGAGACAAUUGGAUGGCGAAAAGCUUUGGAAGAAAUGGAUCGAUUUGACAAAGAGUUACGAUCAUCUAUAUGAUACGGUGACUAUUGCUCUCGUUGGCAAGUAUACCGAUCUACAUGAUUCCUACAUCUCUGUAUACAAGGCACUUGAACAUGCGAGCCUUGCUGCUGGUCGCAAAUUGGAGAUCAAAUGGAUUGAAGCUACCAACUUGGAACCUGAGACUUUAAAAACGGAUGCUAUCAAGUACCAUGAAUCGUGGCAGAACCUUUGCAGCGCUCAAGGCAUCCUUGUUCCUGGUGGAUUUGGUACUCGUGGUAUUGAAGGCAUGAUCACUGCAGCAAAAUGGGCACGUGAGCACAAGAUCCCUUAUCUUGGUAUCUGUUUGGGUAUGCAAAUUGCCGUCAUUGAAUUUGCGCGUAGCGUUUGUGAUAUGCCGGAUGCCUAUUCUGCCGAAAUUGAUCCUGACACCAAGACACCCGUGAUCAUUUAUAUGCCUGAAAUCUCAAAGACUCAUCUUGGUGGCUCGAUGAGACUUGGCAAUCACGCUACUAUCUUUCAACCUGGUACCGAGGAUGGUAAUUCGCUUGUUCGCAAACUAUAUGGCGAUGCUCCUACAGUGGAAGAACGUCAUCGUCAUCGUUAUGAAGUCAAUCCAGAAAAUGUGGCAACAUUUGAAGAGAAAGGACUUGCAUUUGUGGGCCGUGACGAGAGUGGCAAACGCAUGGAGAUUGUUGAGCUCAAGGGGCAUCCCUAUUUUGUUGGCUGCCAAUACCAUCCAGAGUAUCUCAGUCGUCCAUUGAAGCCUGCUCCUUUGUUUCAUGGUUUAGUAUCGGCUGCAAUUGGUAUGAAGUUGUAG